UUUCUAAACCCUUUGCUCCUAAUUCUUGAUCUCAGAAGAGAGAUUGUAAAAUAUGGAGACCGUUGCCGCACCUGUCCCUUCUCCGCCCCAUCCUCCGUCGUUUUCUACCUUCUUCCCCUUCUCCACCGCCGCAUCCUCCCCUCUUUAUCGCAGCUGCCCAAUCCUUCUCCUCCCAAUUCACUGGCGCCGCCUUUGAGGCCUCUGAUGACCCCUUCGACCUUGCCCGUUCCAUCUCCACUGAACUCGUCAAGCUCUCCACCGCCGCCGAUCCCUCCUUUUCCUCCUCUUCCUCCUCCCACCUCAACCUCCACCACCGCAGAUGAGCAAGGCCGUGUGGUGGCUCGUCAUCGAGCUCCAGCAUGGUGCCGGGGCCACUGCUGGCGCCGCUCCCCAUCCCCACAUCUCCAUCGGGCUUUUUUCAAGACUCCAUCGUGGCCAGUCCUGGAUCUAUGAACUACGGGAAGAGGGCUGGGAUCGUCGUCGGCGACGGUGGUCGGAGUCCUAGGGAAGGGGGAGGGGGUCUUCUUGCAGGAAGGCUUCUUGAGGUGGUCACGGUUCUUGACGACGAGGUCGGCGAAGGAGGUGGGGAAGCCGAUCUGACGACGAGAGAGGCUCUGUGCUCGGGCCGGAGAUGAUUUUUUUUUUUAUAUCCAUUUCAUUCUAUGGGAAUGAGAUUUUGACUCAGUUGGGAUGAGUCCGAAUUUGAUUACUUAAGAAAUGGAUCAUUCUUGUUCCUUUCUGAAAUAGAAAUCGAAAUGAGAUUUUUUCCAACUAAAUAAUUGAAAUGAGAGUCAUACAUUUUGAUUCUCAUUUUAAAUCUUAAUUAUUCCAUUCAAAUACCCCCUCAAGUUAAUGCAGCCUAUCGGGCCUAUGAUGCAAUAUGCAUCGAUCCAUGUAGAUAAAUUUCAGUUGAGAUGGGUCUCGCAUUCAAUUUAGUUCAGCGGGGCGUAGAUUGGCUGGUCCUUGCAAGUCUAGCAAUCCGCCUCCCGACAACUGUUUGGAAGAGGUUUCCGCCUCCGGAUCCGAUUCAGAUAGAAGGAGGUGGAGAUCACGCAGCAGGAGUGCUGGAAGGCAUACGAAAUGGAGCGCACGCAACGGAAGGCUCAUAUCUUCUAGUUGAGAUGGCGCUCCAAACCGUAGCUUGCUCUCAAAUGACAAAUCCAAUCCCCUUUCUUCGUCGGCCCCUUCCGCUCCUCUCUCUCUCCGCAGCCCCGGUCCAAACCCCCUCCACUCUCGACCCCCACCCUCUUACCACCCCCUCCCAAAAAAAAUAUAUAUGCAUGGAGUUCCAGGCGUCGGUGCGUUUUGUUUCCAUGUGGGAUUCUCUCCGUGGUUUGCGCUCGCGGAUCGAUCUCAGUUUUACCUCUGGCGGUGUCCGGCUCAUGCUAUCAUCAAUUCGACGGUGGGUUUUACUUGUUUGAGGAAAUUCGCCUCAUCUUUCGAGCCUUCUUUAGACGUGCCUAUGAAUCGGGAAGUAUUGUUCCUAAUUCUUUCCAUACGCUUAUCUGCAGCCACGUUAUAUCCUCCGCUCCUCUUUGGCUUUUCCUUGACGAUUCUUCUCUAAUUAAUUUAUCUGCUGCAAUUUUCAGGAGCGGCAGUCGAACCUGGAGAAACCGUCGAGCGCGAUCCUGGGGAUCUCAAAUAAUUGCAUCCGACUUAGGCAUCGCUUGGGGAAUCUAAGAAGGACGAGGGAGCUGAAGAAGUGCCUAUCUUUGUGAAGUUCGAUGAUCAGAAGCCAGUGCUUGGAAAUCUUUCUGCAGAGAAGUGUGCCCAGAUCUCAUACGACCUGGUAUUCGAGAAACAAUUUGAACUGUCUCACGGCUCCAAGAAUGUCGGUGUAUAUUUCUGUGGAUACAAGACCGUUGUGCAUGAUACUUUUGGAUAUCCUUCUAAGUGUCCUUUGUUUCGGAAGUACUAUGCUCGAUCAUUUUAUCUGUUAUAUUUUAAAAUAUCAUUAUCUUGAUUUCGUUGACCUCAUCUUCUUGUUCCAUGGAUCACCUCUGAUUAUGAAUUUUAAGAUAGUGAAUCUGAUUCUGAAGAUGACCUGUAAAUUGGCCAAAAAACAAAUGUUGUUACAAUCAGGCAAGCUCAUUGUGAAGGAUGAGAAGGGCAAGCCUGCGACGAGAAAGGCUACUGCUGGCAACAAGGGUGCUGCUUCAUCUGCUAAACCCAAGACCAAGAGGGAAGAAUCAAUAAAGGCUGAUAAACCAAAGGCAGAUGAGGAGGAUGAUGACGAGGAAGAUGAUUCUGAAGAAGUAUCUAAUGAAGAUGAGGUUGACAUGGCUGAAACUCUAUGUGACAGUGAUGAUGAAGAUGAAGAUGAGGAUUCAGAAGAGGCAGAUGAAGCUACACCCAAGAAGGCUGAAACUGGCAAGAGGAGACCAUGCUGAAAGUCUGUGCCAAAAACAUCUUGUUCAGAGAAGAAGGCCAAAAUUGAGAAAACAGGUGAGAAAGGUCAUACUUUAACUCCCCUCCCAGCUAAACAAGUUGGGAAAGCACCUGCAGAUGGCGACUAGCAGCAAGGACCUGUAUCCUGUGGAUCAGUGAGUUGCAAGCCAUGUUCCAAGUACAUAAACAUUACAUUUGUAUUUUUAAGGUUCACCUUCUCUGUUUUUCUCCAGAACUUUUGUCGCGAAAAUGCUUGUAGGCAAUGAUGGAAGAGGCAGUGGUAGGCAUGAAGUGGCAACCUCCUCCUCCUCCUCCUCGUUCCUUUUUUUUCUUUUUUUUUUACAAAAAUCUUUCUGAUAAUAGAUUGAAAUUAUAGGUCAUCCAGUAGUUUCUAAAACCUACAUUUACAUCCUUAAAGUUUUAAUCAAUCUUAUAGGCUAAUUCAUA
Messenger RNA from Elaeis guineensis (African oil palm), 2835 nucleotides. The record is from RefSeq and is a predicted model, not a curated record. NCBI's taxonomy places the organism in Eukaryota, Viridiplantae, Streptophyta, Magnoliopsida, Arecales, Arecaceae.